AUGUUCUCCAAAAUCGUAGCUCUUUGCGGAUUGGUGGCGGUGUGCCAGGCUGGUCUCCUGCCCGCCCCCGUGCACUACUCCUCUGCUGCCGCUGUCUCCUCCCAGAACAUCGUGCGUCACGACCAGUCUGCCCAACACGUCGCCUACCACGCUGCUCCCGCCGUCGCCUACCACGCCGCCCCCGCUGCCGUCGCCUACCACGCCGCUCCCGCUCACUACUCUUCAGCUGCUGCUGUAUCUUCCCAAAACAUCGUGCGUCAUGACCAACCUGCCAAGCAUGUAGUCGUUGCUGCCCCAGCUGUGGCCUACCAUGCCGCUCCUGCCGUCGCCUACCACGCUGCCCCCGCUGUGGCCUACCACGCCGCUCCCGCCCCUGCCUUCGCCUACCACGCCGCUCCUGUCGUAGCCCACGCUGAAGAGUUCGACGCUCACCCCAAGUACGAGUACAACUACUCCGUAGCUGACAGCCACACCGGUGACAACAAGUCCCAGCAGGAGUCUCGCGACGGUGAUGUCGUGAAGGGCUCGUACUCCUUCCACGAAGCCGACGGCUCCGUCAGGACUGUGGAGUACUCCGCCGACGACCACAGCGGCUUCAACGCCGUGGUGCACAACUCCGCCCCCACUGCCGCUCCCGUGCAUGUUAAAGCCGCUCCCGUCUACGUGGCGCCCGCUCACUACAUCCACCACUAA
Messenger RNA from Spodoptera littoralis (African cotton leafworm), 693 nucleotides. Lineage: Eukaryota; Metazoa; Arthropoda; Insecta; Lepidoptera; Noctuidae. The record is from the annotation of a GenBank genome assembly.